GGAAGGGGGAGAGUUAUUUCCCGGAAGAGGCGGGGUCGCGUGGGCGAAGGCGCCGAAUUCGAAGUGCUUGCUAGGAGGGGUUGACCGGUGUUUUGUGAAUAGUGUUUCACAUAACAGCAGAUAAUCACCAAAAUGGGAGUGAAUGACUUGUGGCAAAUUUUGGAGCCUGUUAAGCAACAUGUUCACUUGUAUAAUCUUGGAGGGAAAACCAUUGCAGUUGAUCUGAGUCUCUGGGUGUGUGAGGCACAGACAGUCAAAAAAAUGAUGGGAAUUGUUAUGAAGCCCCACCUCAGGAACUUAUUUUUUCGUAUCUCAUAUUUAACACAAAUGGAUGUAAAACUGGUGUUUGUUAUGGAAGGGGAGCCACCAAAGCUGAAAGCUGAUGUCAUAAGCAAGAGGAAUCAGAUUCGAUAUAGGACUUCUGGAAAAGCAUGGUCUCAGAAAACAGGGAGGUCACAUUUUAAGUCAGUCUUAAGAGAGUGCCUCGAUAUGCUAGAAUGCUUAGGAAUCCCCUGGGUUCAAGCUGCUGGGGAAGCUGAAGCCAUGUGUGCUUACCUGAAUGCUAGUGGUCGUGUUGAUGGCUGCCUCACCAAUGAUGGGGAUGCCUUCCUUUACGGAGCCCAGACUGUUUAUAGGAACUUCACUAUGAAUACAAAGGAUCCACAUGUUGACUGUUACACAAUGUCUUCUGUCAAGGAUAAACUAGGUUUGGAUAGAGACGCUAUGGUUGGACUAGCAAUACUUCUUGGCUGUGAUUAUCUCCCAAAGGGAGUCCCAGGAGUUGGAAAAGAGCAAGCGUUAAAACUUAUACAGAUUUUGAAAGGUCAGAGUUUACUUCAGAGGUUUAAUCAGUGGAAUGAAACAUCUUGCUACUCUAAACCACAGCCACUAAUUGCCCCAAAAUUGGCUCAUUGUUCCGUGUGUUUGCAUCCAGGUUCACCUAAGAAUCACGAACGUAAUGGAUGCAAAUUAUGUAAAAGUGAUAGAUAUUGUGAGCCACAUGAUUAUGAAUCCUGUUGUCCUUGUGAGUGGCACCGUACAGAGCAUGAUAGGCAGCUGAGUGGAGUAGAGAACAAUAUUAAGAAAAAAGCUUCCAGUUGUGAGGGAUUCCCAUUCCAUGAGGUUAUACAAGAAUUCCUUUUGAGCAAGGAUAAAUUAGUGAAGGUAAUCAGGUACCGAAGGCCUGAUUUAUUAUUGUUUCAGAGAUUUACUCAUGAAAAAAUGGAGUGGCCCAGUCACUAUGCAUGUGAGAAAUUGUUAGUGCUUUUGACCCAUUAUGACAUGAUGGAAAGAAAGCUUGGCAGAAGGAACUCUAAGCAACUACAGCCAAUUCGAAUUGUUAAGACUAGAAUCAAAAAUGGAGUUCAUUGCUUUGAAGUAGAAUGGGAAAAGCCUGAACAUUAUGCUAUAGAAGAUAAGCAAGAUGGUAAAUUGGCUCUACUAACAAUCGAAGAAGAAUCAUUGUUUGAAGUAGCCUAUCCCGAGAUUGUUGCUGUUUACCAGAAACAGAAGUUAGAAAUUAAAGAGAAGAAACAAAAAAAUAUAAAAAUCAAGCCUAAAGGAAACAAUUUGCCAGAAUCAGAUGAUGUAAUGAGCUUUCAGUCUCAUAUGACUUUAAAACCCUCGUGUGAAAUCUUCCCUAAGCAGAAUUCCAAGUUAAAUUUAGAAAUUUCUCCUGAUUCAGCAUUACCACAGGAAUCUAUUUCUGCCUUACUGAAUAGCUUGAUUUUACCUGAAGAAAUCCCCUGUUUGAAUACACAAGAACAGUUCAUGUCUUCUCCAAGACCUUUGGCUUUACAGCAAAUUAAAGCUGUCAAUAAGUCUAUAAUUUCAGAAUCUAAUCAACCCAGUACUUUAUCUCAUAACAUGUCUGUGAUUGCUGAUCUACACUUGAGCACCAUUGACUGGGAGAGUACUUCUUUUAGUAAUUCUCCAUCUAUUCAACGAAACAAUUUAUCUCAUGAUUUAAGAUUAGAACUUGAAUCAGAGGUAUCAUCCAUCCCCUUUAGUUUUAAAAAUAUCCCAGAACAAUUGUCACAUGAUUCACAAAGUUGCAUCACAAACAUCAAUAGAGUGUUAGACAAGGAUCUCCAUAAGAUUAGUCCUGAAGAGCAUCUACUUUCUGGCAUUACUGAUUUAUGUCUUCAGGAUUUGCCUUUAAAAGAACGAAUAUAUAUAAAAUCAUCACAUUCUCAGCAUAAUAAGUCAGGUCAACAGUCAGAAGUUGACCUGAAAACUUUGUCCAUAUCUAGAGUAAAAGAAUCUUGUACUGGUAACAGUAGUUCUGACUGUCUGUCACAUCUUUCAAAGGAUUUCUCAGGAACUUACUUGAAAAAUGAAUCCAGAAACUCCAAAGCUCUAAAAAGAGACCAGCUGCUUCAAGAAAACCAUAAAGUCAGUACUUCUGUACCUUAUUUUGUCAAUAACCCAGUUGUAAAGACCUCCAGUGUUGGUGUUGAGCCACCAAAUACUGCUUUAGAGCAUAGUAAAAAAAUUAAUACACAAACCACUCAGAUAAUUGUAAUGAAGAAGAGCGUUUGCCAUGACAGACAUUCCUCUGAUGAAGAAAGUACUCCAGUGUUUGGGAAGGCUAAGAAAACAACUCAAAAACUCAAACAUCAUUCUCAGAAGCAUAAUCCAGCCCAAUUCAAAGAAAGUGACCACAACAAAUUGAAUAGCCCCAAAAUACAUAUUAAGGAGACUGAACACUAUGUAAGGUCUUAUAAAACAGCUGGAAAUGAAGAAAAUUGUUUUCCAGUUGCAGCAAAAAGUUCUCUGAGUUUUCUACAAUGUCAUAAGAAAGAAGAUGACUCUGGUACUUGUUUGGAUAGUCCCCUUCCUUUAUCCCAGAGGUUAAAACUAAGGUUCCAAAGCACUUGGAAUGAAAUUUAA
Carlito syrichta (Philippine tarsier) is the source of this 2892-nucleotide messenger RNA. RefSeq names its product GEN1, Holliday junction 5' flap endonuclease (gene GEN1). Bases 133 to 2892 code for a protein of 919 amino acids. Lineage: Eukaryota; Metazoa; Chordata; Mammalia; Primates; Tarsiidae. The record is from RefSeq and is a predicted model, not a curated record. Gene Ontology annotation, molecular function: 5'-flap endonuclease activity; four-way junction DNA binding. The transcript is spliced from 14 exons.